AUGAUGCAGCAGCAGGGCUCGCGAAAUUUCGUGAGCAAGGAUGAAUUGGAAGCGAAGGAUUACAUGGAGGAGCACCGAGUCUACGAGCUGAUGGAUUUCCUAGCGUGUCACGUGUCGAAGGAUAAACCGCACGAGCCGAUCGAGUACCUGUACGCGCUGCUGGAUCGCUGCCUGCUCUUCCGCUGCGGCCUUGUCGAGGCUCCGUUACUCUUCAGUCGCAGAUUCAUCGAGAACAUGUGCAGGCGUUUCGAUCCAGAUAAUCUCGGGCAUAUUUCAUUGGACCAGUACGCCAAGGGAAUGGAAAUUCUGGGGAUCAAAAAAUACAAUAAGCGCCCGUUGCUUUGCAGAAGUGCGAUAGAUUGUGUGAGCUGGGACACUUUCAUUGAGGAAGCGUAA
Trichogramma pretiosum is the source of this 396-nucleotide messenger RNA. RefSeq lists its product as uncharacterized. The transcript is spliced from 3 exons. The record is from RefSeq and is a predicted model, not a curated record. Lineage: Eukaryota; Metazoa; Arthropoda; Insecta; Hymenoptera; Trichogrammatidae. Bases 1 to 396 code for a protein of 131 amino acids. Gene Ontology annotation, molecular function: calcium ion binding.